AUGCCGACCGCCCCGCGAAGGUACGGCAUAUGGUGCAAAUGCAUCAGGAAGAAGCUCGCGCUCACUACAGCAUCGGAUCUCAUCGGCAUUAUGGCUCCAGCUGCGACCGCAGACCUCAACGUUGCAGACAGCAGUACGUUAGCGAAAUCCGCUACAGACUCGCAAAGGGCAGAUAGCCAAGCCAGUAUUGCACCUAGGCCAGGGAGCCGCUGCUACGACAUCCAAAAACUCCCAACGCUCAAGGAGUUUGCAGCUUUGACAUCGCAGACAACCAAGCCUGACACUUACCCACUCGCUCGCCAGGUCGAGAAGAACGUGCCCAUUUAUGCUCGCGAAAGCAUUGACCUUACCAAUGCGGAAAUCAGCGAGCAACUCCAAGAUGAAUGGUACCAUAUCCUCCUCCACGGACCAGGCGUAUUCGUGAUUCAAGGGUUCUUCCGGCAUCCGACUCUGAUCGACGACGCCAACGCUGCAUACGCAGCCAUCAUUGCCAAAGAGACAGCCCAGAGCAACGGCUUCGCAAAAGGCGAUCACUUCGCGAACGCAGCCACCAACGACAGGAUCUGGAACUCCUUCUCCAAGCACUGUCUCCAAGACCCUGCAUCGUUCCUUCAGUACUACUCCAACCCGCUAUUCCGCUCGGUCUGCGAAGCGUAUCUUGGCCCAGCAUACCGCAUCACAGCACAGGUGAACGUCGUCAAGCCUGGAGGGAAAGCACAAGUCUGCCACCGAGACUUCCAUAUGGGGUUCCAGACUGCCGCUACUGCUAGCAAAUGGCCCAAAGGCAUGCACAUUGCAAGUCAACUCUUGACGCUCCAAGGCGCUGUUGCUCAUACAGACAUGCCUGUAGAAAGUGGCCCAACACGACUCCUCCCUUACAGCCAGCUCCUCGAAUCUGGCUAUCUCGCGUAUCGCAACGAAGAUUUCCAGAAGUACUUUUUGGACAACUACAUUUCCCUUCCCUUGCAAAAGGGCGACGCCAUCUUCUUCAAUCCUGCUUUAUUCCAUGCGGCAGGUGGGAACCUCACUUCGGACUUCGAGCGCUCGGCAAAUCUGAUCCAGGUCUCUUCUGCUUUUGGAAAGCCCAUGGAGUACAUUGAGCGUAUUCCACUGGUGCAGCAUUCUUGGCAAUUGCUGCAGGAGAAGUUCCGGGAGGAAGGACUUAGUGACGGGGUGGAGACAUUUCUGCAAGCUGUUACUGAAGGGUAUCCAUUUCCUACGAAUCUCGAUCGUAGACCUCCUGCUCCGAGUGGGAUGGCGCCGGAGAGCGAGACUGAUAUUUUGAGGAGGGGGCUGCAGGAAGGGUGGUCUGUUGAGCAAGCGGUUGAGGCAUUGAGGGAUGUAGAUGCUGCGAACGUGGACUGA
Molecule: messenger RNA, 1365 nt
Organism: Fulvia fulva
Lineage: Eukaryota; Fungi; Ascomycota; Dothideomycetes; Mycosphaerellales; Mycosphaerellaceae
Exons: 3
Coding region: 1-1365 (454 amino acids)
Biological process (GO): fatty acid alpha-oxidation
Molecular function (GO): phytanoyl-CoA dioxygenase activity
Source: RefSeq, a predicted model, not a curated record